AUGGCCCAGCAAGCAGCAAGGACAUGGACUCCGCCUGAGCUCAAGGCACUUCGUGCAUUGACAAGACACCACUCGACAAUAACACCGCGUCUGUUGAUUGUAAAGAAAUCCAACCAGGGGAAGGCCGGACUCGUUCCAGGAGGGGUUCUCUCGUCAGUGGUCUGGGAAGUCGUGCCGGGGAUCCGACUGGGUACUGUCUUUGGCACGGAUGUGUUCUGGGCUAUGUCGGAGGGGGAGAGACAUGUUAUUAGGGAGACUUUUAGGGAGGGGCUUACGAAGCUUUCUAAAUGGGGCGAUUGUCCCAUCGAAAGCGGAGGCGAGAGUCUCGUCUGGGACCGCGCGACAUCAACCCUGUAA
Molecule: messenger RNA, 357 nt
Organism: Aspergillus heteromorphus CBS 117.55
Lineage: Eukaryota; Fungi; Ascomycota; Eurotiomycetes; Eurotiales; Aspergillaceae
Exons: 2
Coding region: 1-357 (118 amino acids)
Source: RefSeq, a predicted model, not a curated record